CUCCUCUCGCCUGCUCCUGGCCAAGAUGGCGCUGCUGGCGGCGGCGCCUCGGCGAUGGGCGGCCGCCAACGCCGCCUUGCAGCGGAGGCCCGGACGGCGGGGGCUCCACGGGGCGGCCCGCCCGCAACACCUCCACCAGAUUCCAGAGACAUUCAGGCAAGCCACGCUGCGGAGUUUGGGGAGAGACCAUUCAAGGCAUUUAUUAAAUGCUACAAAGACGCUUCAGGUGUGGCCUCUUCUAGAAAAGAGAUGGUGCUGGCAUGGCCAUGCUGGCGGUGGACUACACACCGAUCCGAAGGAAGGGCUGAAGGACGUGGACGCCCAGAAAAUCAUCAAGGCGAUGUUAUCCUACGUAUGGCCCAAGGACAGGCCAGAUCUGAGAGCCCGAGUGGCCGUUUCCUUAGGCUUCCUGGCGGGGGCCAAGGCCAUGAAUAUAGUGGUUCCCUUCAUGUUUAAAUAUGCAGUAGACAACCUCAACCAGAUGUCGGGAAACAUGCUGAACCUGAGUGAUGCACCGAAUACAGUCGCAACCAUGGCAACAGCUGUUCUGAUUGGCUAUGGCGUUUCCAGAGCUGGAGCCGCCCUGUUUAACGAAGUCCGAAAUGCCGUGUUCGGCAAAGUAGCCCAAAACUCCAUCCGAAGGAUAGCCAAGAAUGUCUUCCUCCACCUCCACAACCUGGACCUGGGCUUCCACCUGAGUCGGCAGACCGGAGCUCUGUCCAAAGCCAUAGAUCGAGGGACCCGGGGAAUCAGUUUCGUUCUGAGCGCUCUGGUAUUCAAUCUGGGUCCCACCAUGUUUGAAGUGGCUUUGGUCAGCAGCAUUUUGUAUUACAAAUGUGGGGCCCAGUUUGCCUUCGUAACCCUAGGAACGCUGGGAGCGUACACCGCCUUCACAGUGGCAGUUACCCAGUGGAGAACGAGAUUCAGAAUAGAAAUGAACAAGGCCGAUAACGACGCCGGCAACGCCGCCAUAGACUCACUGCUGAACUACGAAACUGUGAAGUACUUUAAUAAUGAAAAGUACGAAGCCCAGCGGUACGAUGGAUUUUUGAAAACUUACGAAUCCGCCUCCCUGAAGACUACCUCCACCCUGGCUAUGCUGAACUUCGGACAGAAUGCCAUCUUCAGCGUCGGCCUGACCGCCAUCAUGGUGCUGGCCAGCCAGGGAAUCGUAGCGGGUUCUCUGACGGUCGGAGACCUGGUCAUGGUGAACGGGCUGCUAUUUCAGCUUUCUCUCCCCCUCAAUUUCCUGGGAACCGUGUACAGGGAGACGAGGCAGGCGCUCAUAGAUAUGAACACUCUGUUCACCCUGCUCAAGGUGGACACCCAAAUUAAAGACAGAGUGAUGGCAGCUCCCCUUCAGAUCACACCGCAGACAGCUACCGUCGCCUUUGAUAAUGUGCAUUUUGAAUACCUCGAGGGACAGAGAGUCCUUAGUGGAAUUUCUUUCGAAGUCCCCGCGGGAAAGAAAGUGGCCAUCGUAGGAGGUAGUGGGUCAGGGAAAAGCACGAUCGUGAGGUUAUUAUUUCGCUUCUAUGAGCCCCAGCAGGGAAGCAUCUAUAUCGCCGGCCAAAACAUUCAAGACGUCAGCCUGGAGAGCUUAAGGAAAGCCGUGGGCGUGGUCCCUCAGGACGCCGUUCUCUUCCACAACACCAUCUACUACAAUCUCCUGUACGGGAACAUCAGUGCCGCCCCCGAAAACGUCUAUGCCGUGGCAAAGCUGGCUGGGAUCCACGACGCCAUCCUCCGGAUGCCCCACGGUUACAACACCCAGGUCGGAGAAAGAGGCCUCAAGCUUUCGGGAGGAGAGAAGCAGAGGGUCGCCAUCGCCAGGGCCAUUCUGAAAGACCCGCCCAUCAUCCUCUACGACGAGGCCACGUCGUCCCUGGACUCUAUUACGGAAGAGAACAUCCUCGGCGCCAUGAGGGACGUGGUGAGACACAGAACGUCCAUUUUCAUCGCCCACCGGCUGUCGACGGUAAUCGACGCCGACGAAAUCAUCGUCCUGGAUCAGGGUAGAAUAGCCGAACGUGGCACACACAGCGUUCUCCUGGCCAAGCCCGGCAGCAUCUACUCCGAAAUGUGGCACGCCCAGAGCAGCCGGGCACUGAGCAACGACUCCAGAUGGGAAGAGAAAAGAGAGAACACGUCCAAAGAGGAGGAGAGGAAGAAGCUUCAGGAAGAAAUCAUCAACAGCGUGAAAGGCUGCGGAAACUGUUCCUGCUAAGUGCCACUGAGCACUUCCGAGCAUUCCUCCAGCUUUUCACUCUCCAUUUUUAAUCUCCGAGUGAAAUGGCGGCACCCGUUCGCACUGGAGUGGAACUCCUGCUGUAUUUAAAAACAAGAAUCAGAACGUUCCCUUUCUUUUUUCCUCUUAAUCUUUCUCUGGGGUACUGUGUCUUUAACCAAAGGAAUUUAUUUUUACAACUGUCAAAAAUCUAUUUAAUGAAGUCUUCUUCAUUCAUUUUUGUCGUCCCCCCCCCCCCGGAGACCUUCUCAUCUUUCCGAUCCGGGGCGGGGGGCGGGCGGGGGGUGUCAGAAGUCACGCCCACCGGUGGACCUGCCCCCUGUAUCGAGGGGCCGUGGCCGGGGUCCAGCCGGUGGGGCCGAAGACGGAACGACUUGGACCCGUGUCUCUGGCUGGGGCGUGUCGGGCGGUUCCGGUACUGGUUCCGCCGCUUUACGCUUUGCGGUUGAUACGCGUUUCCCAUCACCCGGUAGUUCCUCGUACCGACGGUUGGAUUGAGGAGAGUUCGUCUUUAAAAAAAAAAAAAAAAAAAGGGGGGAGUGGGCGGAGGGGGUGGGGGAAGAGCUCACCAUGGCUUCCAGUCCAGGACACAGCCAUCCUUCAUCUUCUUUCCCUCUUCCAGUCCCCAUCAGGAGCUGCCCGAAAACACACUUUUAAAGCAGAAAUCCUGCCGGGAGAAAAACGCGACGGACGUCGGAAGGUGUUAAGCGAGGACGUCGUCGCUCCCCCCCCCCCCCCCAAACACCCCCGCUCCCCAGGCAGGAGAUGAGCAGAUCUCUGUAGCUCGACGUCGACGGGGCCCCGCGCGGUGUCAUUCUGAGCACCGACGCUCGAGACGCGCCGGGGCCGAAGCAGAACCCGGGAUUCGGAUUCGGGGGUUGGUGAGAGUGCCCUCAGGCCGUCAACUGGGUGUCCGUCCGGCGGCCUUCCGACUGCCUAGGGGAAUGAGAUGUGGCCUUUCCCGUGCCAGAAGGAAUCUAGGAAGGCCUGGCCCGAAGAGGCGUCACGUUCGUCGGGAGCUGUGAGCGGCAGAGUCAGGAGCGUAGCCGAAAGCAGCCCGAGCACUUCCGUUCCUUCUCUUCCACCGUUCGAACCCGGACAGGGGAGGAUACGGGCUGGUUGGGUGCGGAUAAAAGAGGCUUCCAUUACAGUUUCAAAAAAAUUCUAAUCAGGGAAGCGCUGGGGGAGUUGAGGGUUAGGUAUCCUCUCUGGGCACGGCCCAGACCGGCCAAUCCACGUUGACAGUCGAGCGAGACUUCUAGGUAAGGUCUUCUCUUUUAUUAUUUCGGUGAUUGGAUGUGUUCUUUUAAGGUUGACACCACAGCGGGGAGAAAUCCCAUUGACUUAAUCAAGUUUUACCUGCCAGAAACAAUUAGCUAAAGAUAGCGACGGACUCGUUAGAGAGUCCCCUUCUUUUCCAAUGGGAUUUUUUUUUUUUAAUCUAGCCGCGGACUUUCAGAUUAAAGAAUUUUUGCAGCCCUUGAAGUGUUUGGCGAGUGAAACGCAAAUUAUAGUUAAUAAGGUGUUUUUUUUUUUUUUUAUCCUUUUCCGAGGAAAGUCCGGGUGCUUUGAUUUUUAUUGGUUUGGAUCCUCCGUGAUUGCUGUGGGCGAAGCACGUUGCGGUAAGGGUCUGAAGGGAUCCUGUUUUUCUGGUUCCCCCUGUUAAGGCAUUUCUGAGCAUUUCCUGCCGGAAGGUGGAACUUAGUUGAAUAAUCGAUGGGGUGGGAGUGAAGAAGCCAAGGAGAAGGGGGCCUUUAAGUGUAACUAACUGGGCAGAUGAAAUGAUCCGAACGCACGUGGGAACAGGAGGCAGAAGCAGUUUCAGGAAAGACGGGAUUGUUGGAAUAUGGCGGGAGGAGAGAACGUCCCUUUUGGGGACAGUGGAAGUGGUUUCCGUGGGAGGAGUGUCCCCGGGCCGUGGGAUAGGCUGUAUCCAUUGGGCUUCUGAUCCUGGAUUCUCGGCCGUGAGAGAGAGAGAGAUCCUGAAAGCCAUUUGCCUCGGAGCUGGGACCGCUUUUCAGGAAGAAGGAGGCUUUGGCCUGCGAGCCCCAAAAUAUUUCAUGAGCCCCCCCCCCCCCCUGAGUUUUGGGGGACGACAGCCGGGGGGUCAGGGCCCCCGACGGGAACCGCCCUGGAGACGGAGCGUCUCUGCCUCCCCUCAUCAAAUGAGCAGACCGUCCAGCGGGGAGGGGGCCCCGGAUGGCCUCGGGCCCCCCGCAGGAGCCGGCCGGGCCGAACCACCGCAGACGGGGGCGUCUGGGCUCCGAACGAGAGCUUCCCGGGCCCGUUCCCCGGGGGAUCUCGGCGAACCAAGCCUAUUCCGCUCAGGCCUGGCGAAGCCGAUGUGGCCGCGCGCGCGUCGUUGCUCGCGGGACAGACCCACUCGUCGGAGAAUUCGCGUGAGAAGGUGGAGGCAGAGGCUGCUCAGACAUAAGGCGACUCUCGUCCAAACUCAAUCUGAACCCUCGGGUUGCCAAAACCGGUCCCGUCGUUACGGACAGGAGUCCGGGCUCCCUGUUUUCUCCCCUGGAUUCGCCCGUUGAUCAAUCUGGGGCUCCCAACCUUCUCUCCCACCUUCAGGUGAAGCCGGCCUUCCUCUUUUCUCCGCUGAGGCUUCGCACGGGUUUCAGUGUGUAAAAACGCCCCCCGGCCCCCCCGCCGCCCUAUUUGAAAGACAAAGGAUUGCUGUGAUCGGGGCAUUCUUUCGGGGGCUUCCGGGGAAAAUCAGCCCCAGCUGAUCCAGAACUGGAAAGAAUACGUGUUGCUUCCUCCCUCUCUUCUCCCAGCCCGAUCCCGUCCGCUCCGGUGGGGAUUCACGGGUCCAGACGAGCUGGAAACUCAGUCUCUGGAAGCUCUCCCCUUCCCCACCCCGGGACGCGGAACUUUGACUUGGAGACACGUAGGGAAAACGACAACAUCAAACCGUCCAGUGCGAUCCGGUUAAAACCGGUUGGUUUUUGUUCUGUUUUUUUAAGAUUUAUCUAGGAGACCUCUUUACCACGUUUUUUAUUGUUUACAUUAAUCCGUGUAGAUAAUUGUUAUUAAAUAAAUGACUUAUCUCUUUGUGAAUAGAAA
Messenger RNA from Ornithorhynchus anatinus (platypus), 5323 nucleotides. It is a transcript of the gene ABCB7, whose product is annotated as ATP binding cassette subfamily B member 7. The transcript has 16 exons. Bases 26 to 2227 code for a protein of 733 amino acids. Gene Ontology annotation, cellular component: mitochondrial inner membrane. Gene Ontology annotation, biological process: transmembrane transport; intracellular iron ion homeostasis. Gene Ontology annotation, molecular function: ABC-type transporter activity; ATP hydrolysis activity; ATP binding. The record is from RefSeq and is a predicted model, not a curated record. Lineage: Eukaryota; Metazoa; Chordata; Mammalia; Monotremata; Ornithorhynchidae.